AUGGCUCCUCCAACCAUGGGAGAAUGGCGUGACAUAGCUGCAGGUUUUUAUGAAAACAGUAGUUUCCCAAAUACAGUGGGCGCAGUAGAUGGCAAACACAUUAGGCUACAAUGUCCUAAAAAAAGCGGAAGUUUAUACUAUAAUUAUAAAAAUUUUUUUUCAAUUAUAUUGUUAGCCGUUUGUGAUUCAAAUUAUUGUCUCCGCGUGAUCGAUAUCGGCUCGUAUGGAAAAGAGAGUGAUUGUAAUAUUUUAAAACGUUCGACUUUCGGGAAACAAUUAUAUUCUGGCAAAGUCAAUUUUCCUCCAGAUAACCAAUUGCCUGGAGACGAAAAUGGUGACCGACAGCCAUUCGUUUUAGUGGGAGAUGAGGCUUUUGCCCUAAGUAAAAAUUUAUUAAGGCCAUUUCCCGGUAGAAGCUUAAAUGACCGGAGACGUAUUUUUAAUUAUCGGCUAUCGAGAGCUAGACAAUACAUUGAAUGCACGUUUGGUAUACUGACAAACAAAUGGAGAGUCCUUCAUACUAGCUUAUUGGUAGAACCUGAGUUUGCAGUACUAAUAACAAAAGCUUGCUGCGUAUUGCAUAAUUAUGUCCGGCGAAAAGAUAGUUUCAAUAUCGAAGACACGUUAAAUUGCACGUUACAAUCUAUAAAUGAAAAAAAAGGAGUUGGUAAUUCGUCAAGCGACGCUAAAAAUGUAAGGGAGUAUUUUGUAAACUAUGUAAAUAAUCCUAACCAUUCCUUAGCUUGGCAAAAUAGAGUGAUUGCUUAA
Acyrthosiphon pisum (pea aphid) is the source of this 768-nucleotide messenger RNA. Its product is annotated as putative nuclease HARBI1. The coding region runs from base 1 to 768 and encodes 255 amino acids. The record is from RefSeq and is a predicted model, not a curated record. The transcript has a single exon. NCBI's taxonomy places the organism in Eukaryota, Metazoa, Arthropoda, Insecta, Hemiptera, Aphididae.